AUGGAGCAGACUCGGAACAAACCUGCUUCCACCGUCUAUCCAUGGAUGGACACUGAACACGUCACUGGGCACUUGAGGAAAUGUUUCAAAUUCGUCUAUGACAAAGUCAAGUUACUGAACGGCCGGGUGGACGGCAUGGAAGCGCAAAUGACGCAUCUCAAACAGCUUAUCGAAGACGUCAAGACAAAAUCCGAAGCGGACAAAAAAGGACUGCAAGGCGAUAUUGAUACUCAGAAGGCGCAGAAUCAGCAGCUACGAAACGAACUGGACGCUGAGAGGGAUCGAAACCAGCGACUAGAGACUACGAUCAAUAAUUCGCAACAGUCAAUCACCCGAAUUGAUCAAAAGUCACAUGAUCUCUUCAACCAGUUCUGUGCCCAGAAGACUAUCACUACCGCAAAUUUCCAAAGGACAGAUCGACUCGUGUUAGAAUCCAAGCAGCUUAUCGAGUCGCUGGAACGGUCUGGCAAUACCUACAUCCAGAGCAUUGUCGAUCUCAGAGAGGACCUAGAAGAUCGCUUCGAGACAGCAGUGGUUCAUACCCAAGAAUGCUUGCGUCACAACCAAACCGCCUAUAUGAAUGGUCUAGGACUCCUCAGAAAUGAGACGGCGGAAAAGAUCGCUACUCUGACAGAUCACCUCUCCACCGCUGUCGAUACCGUGCAAGCACAGUCCCGCGAGCAUACGGAAGCGUUCGAAAAGACCGCUCUGGUUCUGGACCGUAAUUCUCAGCGUAUGGAAGAGCUCGGAAAUGCGAUGGUAGAACCACAGCUCCUGGAAGGCAUGAAACACCGCGUCGAAGAGCUUGAGAAUGCUGUGGAAUCACGUGAUGCGGCACUGCAAGCUUCUCAGGCCAUAACGACCAGACUCGAUUCCCUAGAUGCUCGCCUGGGCGCGUCGGAAGUGGCUCUCCACUCUGUUCAAAUGCCGACAUUGACCCUUCCGACUACCGCAACAGCUACCGCCGCUCUCGACGAUCCUCAGAAUAAGGUCGACGCAGUCUAUUUACAGUUGAAGAAUGAACUUGCCUCAUUAAGUAAUUGCAAAGACCGACUUGUCGCAUUGGAAAAGCACCGCGGUACCCCUGCAUCUCGCAAACUUGACAAUAGGGUCUGCGUGUUGGAAGAGAACUACGGCAAGAUGCGCAAUGACCAUACAGACAUGACCGCCAAGUGUGUUACCCACGAGCAGUUAGCUGCAACAAGGGAUUACCUUGCGGCCUCCCUCCAGACGACUAUUCAUGACCACCGGAACGAGGUCAACCAGGGGAUGGCGUAUAAUGUUGGGGUGCUGAACGAGCGAUGGGGUGGCCACUUAAAAAACAUAGAGACCGCUCUCACCAAGGUUGUCAAGGACAACGUAUUCCCCCACGCUCUGGUACUUGCACAAGACGCUGCGUCUGAUGCUCGACAAGGAACCCAGCCAGUUGCCGAUACCAUUGACCUCACCGCACCUGGACAGCCUACAUUCUUUCGACAAGUGCCCGAGAAGCGACAACGAAUUGAUAGACCGGCGCAACAGCAGGGUCAGCAUUCAACGCAGCAGCAAUGGCAGCAACAAGUGCAGCAACAGGCUCAGCAACAGGCUCAGCAACAGGCUCAGCAACAAGCACAGCACCAGGCGCAACAACAACAUUGA
Messenger RNA from Alternaria novae-zelandiae, 1638 nucleotides. RefSeq lists its product as uncharacterized. Lineage: Eukaryota; Fungi; Ascomycota; Dothideomycetes; Pleosporales; Pleosporaceae. The transcript is spliced from 2 exons. The record is from RefSeq and is a predicted model, not a curated record. The coding region runs from base 1 to 1638 and encodes 545 amino acids.